GCGCAAACAACACAUCAAAACUCACUCAAAACUAGCCUACCAGCCCAUACAGGCUACGUGGGAUCUGUACUUGCAGUGUACGACUACCUUCUGCAACGUCGCGCGGAUUGGACGACGGCAAGUGUGGGUGCAGACCAGUGCAGUGUGCAGCGGUCGAUUUGCGGCGCCGGUAGCUACAGAGCGCCAGUACUGGUCGGACAGUGGAUUGGCUGCGCGGACUCACAAGAAAUAAUGGACGAGCUUGCCCGUCUCCAAGGCGCGACGCCGGCGUCGGUCGGCGCCAGCACCGACGAAGCGAGCAGGCUGCGCCGGGCCAUCCAGGGCGACGGGAGCAUGGUCGACGCGGCGGCGCUCGACCGGCUGAAGGACUUUUGCGUCCUGGAGCAGCUGGCCGAGACGGCGAAGAAGGCCGUCGAGGCCUGCGCAAUUCCCGGGGACCAGGCGUGCUACAUCUGCUUGGAUGAUGGCGGGAGCGAGGGUUUGGUGAGGAUGUGCGCGUGCCGCGGCAAUACGGGCGUCGCGCACCUGUCUUGUUUAGUAAAACAAGCACAGCUCGCGACGGAAAAGGACGGCUCCGAGACGGAGUCGACCGAUAGCGAGGACGACGACUGGCCUUCUGAAUUAUGGGACACGUGCGGCCUCUGCGAGCAGGAGCACCACGGCCUUUUGAAGUGUGCGCUCGGCUGGGCCUGCUGGAACACGUACGGGAGCCUGCCGGAGCAUCGCGCGACGAGACGGGGCGCUCUGACCAUCCUCGGCAACGGCUUGUUAGCAGCAUCAUAUUACGACGAGGCCCUGGUGGCCUACCAGUGCUGCCUCGUCCACCAACGUCAAGUGGGAGGGAGCGUCGUCGGGCGCUGCUGGAACGGCAAUCUGGCCGUGUGCUUCCAGAAGCUGGGCCGGCACGCCGAAGCGCUGAGUCUACAGCGGGAGGUCUAUGCGUUGGGUUUGACCUUAGGUGGGACAAUCGAGGAGCGGGCCUACGACGCGGCUAAUUUAGCCGAGUUUUUGGUCGACGCGGGCGAAUUCGACGAAGCUAAACAAUUCAUGCGCGACAAGACGCCGGAAAUAAGGGCCAGUCUUGGUGGAGACCACUGCGCCGUGCUCGACCUCGAGACGUACUAUGGGCGGGGCCUCUUUACGAAUCCAGAUGCUAUGAAUGAUGAUCUGGUCGAGGCUGAAAGUGUACUAGAUGACGUCUUGACACGGUGUCAACGGAUCCUAGGGACGGAGCACCCGGACACGCGGCGAGCCAGAGAACUCCUAGAUGGCGCUCGAAAAGCGCAGGCCAACGACGGGGCGCGGCUCAAGAAGCGGUGUGCCGCGCAUUUCACGAAAAUCCACUCGAAUCCCUUGGAGUACUGUGAAAAGAACUGUUUGUUGUACGAGCAGGGCCGCAUCGAUCUCGUGUGGAGGGACUGGCAGUUGUUAGGUGACGCGAAGACGAAACAAUUGGACCGAUGUGUCGGUAAGAGAUUAGGAUCGGCGUUUUCAUUUAGAAGGGAUUUGAUCGCUCUCAAGAAGAUUUUACUACGUUUGUUCAACGAGGGCCGAAGACUGGAGACGAGUCUGGCUUCAUUAGGUUCCUACUUUUUUAGGGAUGAGAAUGCUAUACCUAGAGGAGGCCACCGCGACCACGUGUGGAACGCGGCCGAAAUACAAUAUGCCGAGUUGUCGGAUGCUUUACAUAAACUGAGAGGUUGUUUAAAAGCCUUACAGGAUGCGCGCGACGUGACCAAAUCUACUUGCUGUUUACCCCGCGUUCAAGGUGUUGAGAGACAACAACGCCUUUGUAACUUAGUCAAGGACGGCUGCGCGGCGCGACUGUUGAAGCGCGCAGCAAAGGCCGCGCCGGAACUGAAGUUCGAGCUGCAGGACGCCCAUAGGUCACUGGUCGAGCACGACGAGGACGACGACGACCGCGUUUCGAGGGAGCCCGCGCGCACCGUCGUGGAUGCGUUGGACGCGACGGCCUGCACUCGUGCGGAACAAAAGUACGCCCUAGCUGUCGUCGAGUGUCGCGGCGGCCUUAAAGCUCUCUCGAUCCACGAACAAAUGGUCGUGUACGCGCGGACCCUAAGACACGCCCCCGAGGUCUUAGAAAGGACCGCCUCUUCUCUAGAAAAGAUUGAUAGAGACACGAACGCCAAGGCUACAUCCCUCGAAACGAAUGAGAGCUACCCGUUGUUAGCGAGGGCGUUGCGAGUACGCAAGGAGCACAUCGCGUGCCGCGCGGCGGCGGCAACUUUGAAAGGUGUGCGGCUUUGUUGUGACGCGGCGUUGGCGAACGACGGCGGGCCGUUAUUUGAUGCGGGCGACGACGGGCCCGUCGCGCUUCCACCAAAGUUCAGCGCCGUCGCGGCCGGUGUCGUACGAGCUAGGGAGAUUUGUCAGAGGUACGACUACGAGGCGGAUAAACGGGUGAAGGAGGAGGGCUGGCCGCCGCCGAAAGAAUCGGGCCGGUGCCGCGUCGCGCGCGUCCACUUGGAUGGCACGGCGUCUUGUUGGAGAUGCAAAGGUUCUACAUUUCUCGACGCGUGGUGUCGAGAUGGGGUCUGCUGGGGCUGUGCACGGAUUACGCGACAAGAGGGCAUGUGCGCGCGGGGCGCGGCGUGUCCUUUACGGAAACGAAGGCAGCGCGGCUUUUGCCACCAUGCUAAAAGGUGUGUCGUGUGCGACCAGCACUCGUGCGAGAAGUGCGCGUUGGUUCGAGGUGAUGGUGAUGAUGUGGCGCGCAUCGCGCGGCAUCUAGGCAGCGAAGCUUUUGUCAUUGUGGAUUUUGAUAGGACGCUGUGCUCGACGCGGGCCGGCGCCGACCCGUCAAUCAUAGGCAAGAAGAAGCCGCCCGUCGCCGACGAAGCUUUAGUCGAGCUCCUCGCCUCCACGAAGCGCGGCGUCGUGCUCACGCGCAAUUCCCAUAGAGACGGCAUCCGCACGUUUCUGGACGACCGGCACCUCGGCCACGUCGCGGUGCGCUCCGCGAAGCUGGAGCAGACGUCGAAGGCCGCUAUAUUAAAAGAGCUCCUCGACGCGCAGGACGCGCGCUUCGCGAAUCGGCCGGUUCCCGGCACGCACGGCGUCCGCGCGGUCUACGCGGACGACGACGUCCACGAGUUGUGUGAGGAGGGCGUCGCGGCGCUCUCGCGGGCGGGGCGCGUGGUGCGCGUGUUGUUCGCGCCCGGUGGGGUUGGGUAGUGUUUUGUGGUUUUGU
Messenger RNA from Pelagomonas calceolata, 3211 nucleotides. Lineage: Eukaryota; Pelagophyceae; Pelagomonadales; Pelagomonadaceae. The record is from the annotation of a GenBank genome assembly.